Molecule: messenger RNA, 4440 nt
Organism: Alligator mississippiensis (American alligator)
Lineage: Eukaryota; Metazoa; Chordata; Crocodylia; Alligatoridae
Gene: VPS26B
Product: VPS26 retromer complex component B
Exons: 6
Coding region: 130-1140 (336 amino acids)
Biological process (GO): intracellular protein transport; retrograde transport, endosome to Golgi
Cellular component (GO): endosome; retromer complex
Source: RefSeq, a predicted model, not a curated record
CGGAGGGGCGGGACCGCGGGGUGCGGAGCCAGGGAGCGCGGAGCCGGGGCCCGGUAGCACCGCCCCCGCCACCUCCCGGCCUGCCCACCCCCCCCACCCCCGUCCGCCGCCGCCGCCGCCGCCGCCGCCAUGAGCUUCUUCGGGUUCGGGCAGAGCGCCGAGCUAGAGCUGGUGCUGAGCGACGCCGAGAGCCGGCGGCGGGUGGAGCACAAGACGGAGGAGGGCAAGAAGGAGAAGUACUUCCUCUUCUACGACGGCGAGACCGUGUCCGGCCGCGUCGCGCUCACGCUCAAGCACCCCAACAAGCGCCUGGAGCACCAGGGCAUCAAAGUGGAGUUCAUCGGGCAGAUCGAGCUCUACUAUGACCGAGGGAACCACCAUGAAUUUGUGUCUCUGGUGAAAGACCUGGCCCGUCCUGGCGAGUUCACUCAGUCACAGACAUUUGACUUUGAAUUCACGCAUGUGGAAAAGCCUUACGAGUCUUACACUGGGCAGAAUGUGAAGUUACGGUAUUUCCUCCGAGCUACUGUCAGCCGCAGGCUAAACGAUGUGGUGAAGGAGAUGGAUAUCGUUGUGCACACACUCAGCACUUACCCAGAGCUCAAUUCCUCUAUCAAGAUGGAGGUGGGGAUUGAGGAUUGCCUGCACAUUGAGUUUGAGUACAACAAAUCCAAGUACCAUUUGAAAGAUGUGAUCGUAGGAAAAAUCUACUUCCUGCUGGUGCGGAUCAAGAUCAAACACAUGGAGAUCGAUAUCAUCAAGAGAGAGACAACAGGGACUGGACCAAAUGUUUACCAUGAGAAUGACACAAUAGCUAAAUAUGAGAUCAUGGAUGGAGCCCCUGUGAGAGGGGAGUCCAUUCCAAUCAGACUCUUCUUGGCGGGCUAUGAGCUGACACCAACUAUGAGGGACAUCAAUAAGAAGUUCUCGGUGCGUUAUUACCUCAACCUGGUGCUGAUAGAUGAAGAGGAAAGGCGCUACUUCAAACAGCAGGAGGUGGUGUUAUGGCGAAAAGGAGACAUUGUGAGGAAGAGCAUGUCCCACCAGGCAGCCAUCGCCUCUCAGCGGUUUGAAGGGACGUCCUCCCAUGCUGAGGCCAGGACCCCCAGCCAACCUGCAGAGAACAACAGCCGGCAGUGAGAGACCUAUGGAACGAGGCUGCUGCGGAACCUGAGAUUCUGGAGCCAGUGGCAGCAGUGAGGGGAAAAGAAGAUAUUUCAGAGACUUACGACAAUAAAUAUCCGUUUUUGACUUAAUUCCUUUCUUCAAAGGACCAUGGGGGUAGGGUGGGGGAGGGGGCAACGUGAGCUACAGCAAUGACGGCACAGAGUUGAAUAUACCCUAGUGCUCCCUAAUUGACUACAUUCCUCUGGGGUCACCUGUUUUUACGUGUGCAGGAGUCGUGGGGCUAGCUGGCUUCCUCUUUGCCACAAAACCUCCCAUCCCCCACUUCCCACCCCCUUCAGCCUGGCAGUAGGGAAGGGGGAGCGUGGAAGGGAAAUGGGAUUUCUUCUCCGUGUUGUGCAUGUGGUUUUGGUCGUGGAGUGGAAUUUUGCUGCCAUCUAGGAGUCUUGGUGUGGUGAGGAGGAGGGAGUGUGGCAGCAUUUUAGCUGCAUAAUAAGGGUGCGAAUGAGCAAGUGGGGAAGGAAGCAGUUUCAGCUGAAGGCGUAGCCUGCUAUAAAUUGCUUUGGUCCCUGUUUUUUCUUCCCCUUCGCGCUUUUCCUGGACUCUCUGCUGCAAACGGGUAUAUAACGGUUGUUGAAUCAGCCUGGUGACUAGAGCAGAGCUGUUGCCUUGUGGAGCACAGCAGGUGUUGCGUCCCUCUCUUCGGAGCUCUGGGAUACAGCACGUUGUUGAGGGGGUGUGGAAGGUCAAACACGAAACGCCCAGGCAGCUGACGGGUGGUGGAUGCUGGGUAGUGCAGCGGCUGAGGGAAUGUGAGCUAGCAGCAGCUGAAUAGUGAAUUUGGGGGAAACUGCUCAUUGCUGAAAAAGCAGAGUCGGUAUUGUCUCUUUUGGAAGCUCAGGCUGUUGGGUGUGACAGUCCUCGUAUUACAGCCAGCCUCGGACAUCUAAGUCCUGGGAAGUGCUUUCUGCGAUAGAUCACAGUACUACAGAUUCCAUGUACUGCUGUGUGCGCUGAAAUGGGAAGCAGUGCAGUCAACUCCAUUUGUACAAGGGAAAGUGCUGCAGAGCAAGUGGUUGAGGAAUUGGUGCUGUUGCCUGGGAAGCUGCUUGUGCGGGAGCAUUUCCCAUCUAGUUCUCCCUUUGACUUAUUUAUCUGAGUUCAGCCUUAGGAUUUGCUGAGGUCAAAACCUCUUCCAAGUUGAGAGAAUAGGAGAUUUCAGUGGGCGGAGGAGGGUGAGGAUGCUGGUUGCAAAGUUUAAACACCUGCACGUGAAAGGCUUGCUGUCUGCUCCCUUGAACUGUGGGGCUGGGGGUUGCUGUACCUAGCAAGUGUGGAUGUCAUUGUUCAAGUAGAGGCCUUUACAUCUAUUAGGUCACAACAAAUCAGUGGUCAGUGUCUGCUUCCACGCGGAUGAGUGAUGGAGGCCUGAUGAGAAUGAGUGGGAGUCUUUUGGGCCUGCUAGCUGAGGAUCAUGUCAGAGGUCGCUUCGUGCUCUCAAAUUCCAUUUAACUUUGGGAUGGGGUGCGGAGGGCUGUUGCAUUGUGAGAAAGUUUGUGGCAGAGAUUAAGUCCUCCUUUAAAUUUGAAGUGGCUUUUUAAACUUGAUUGACUGCAUUUGGAAAAUAGCCAUCCUUUUGAGAUGCCCUUCCAGGAAGCAGGUAUUAUAGCUGUCUUCCAGCAGAAGGACAUGAAAACCUGAACUAAAUUUUGGGACAUUAGUUCCCGCAAAUGGGAUCUGCACUGAUGACUUCCCCUGUAGUUUUGUAGCUCAUUGGGGUUCUGCCUGGCUUGGUUUUGAAUCUAGAAUUUCUUCUGCCACUGUCUGCUGGUUGGAUACAGAACCUUUUUCUUGCUGCUGGGAAGUUAAAGCAUCUUCAACCUCAGUUUGUCAGACAGUGCCACGGUGCCUGUUGUGGGGAGUGUGGGAUCUGGGUGGGAGGGGGAGAUCUUUAUGUAGUAAGAAAGCUGCUGUAGUUCAGUGAUACAUGUGUGUUCUGCUUGCCAAAGUGAGUUAUUUUUCACUCAUCCAUCACGCGUAGAACUACGGUUCUUAACCUAGCUGGAGAGUCCUGCCCUGUUGCAGAAGACACUAAUUGCCUCUUCUCUGCUGUGAACUAUAGUGUCACGCCAUGUUCUGCUCUGUAGUAGUGAAGGUGUGUGGCUUACUCUGCCUCUUUAAGUGAGAAGUCUGUGCCGUGGGCUGGAACUAUGGUCUCUUUUCUCAGCCUGAAAUGGAGACUUGUACAGGCAACUGCCUUAUUACAUCGGGAAAGGAGACAGCAGCAUGCUUCGGGACUCAUGUACCCAAGGAACUUGUCAUUCCUUCUGACACUAAUUUAAUGAGCUCCUGCCCCUGGGGAGGGAUAAAGGCAUGCUGUGGUAAUGCAUAAUGAGUUGGGAUCAGGUGAUACUCCCUUUGGGAGCCACUCUGGGUAGCAGACUGAGGCAAGCACAGCAAUUAUUUUAAAUUUAAGCUAUUUAAAACCCUGACCCUCCCUCUUUACCUCACUUUUACCCAGCCCCAGAACAGUCCUCUUUUUGCUUGCUUCUCUUGGUCGUAGUAUGCAUUGUGCUGAGAACGCUCAGUGGAUGAAGUUGUGGAUUAGGUGAGCAGUUUACUUACUGUUGAAACUCAAUUGGUGGUGAAUGUGAAAAUUUGGUCUGAAGUUGCAGGUUGCGAUUGUAUAUUUUUGGGUGGGAGGGGUGGUUUAGCAGGGAGAGUUUCAGAGGGGUUUGCUCAUCACUGUUGGAGGGGUUUAGCCAGGGAGGAUGCAUGGACCAAGUGUGUUUUUUCUGCUGUCUUUCCUUUGCCCCCACCUGUGGCCCUGGUUGUAGGACCAGAAUUCAGAGUCCUUCCCCCCCAGUUUGUUUUUACUUUUUUCUGAUUUGAUCAAUUGACCUGCCUUCCAGUUUGCCCACUUUGCUGGGCAUGCAGGAUACUGUCUCCUGAGGACAAAGCUGGAAGCCUCUCAGGAGUAGCAAUGUUAACAUACAAGGCCAGUACAAGACACUACAGAAGAGAGAGUUAAGAGAGAAGAAAGGGCACUAGUGCAGUGUUUAGGCAAAUCCCACACUGGGGAGGUGGUAGAUGAUGCUUUGGUUGUUCCUCUUCCAGAGAUUUGCACUGGGUGGGGGAAGGGGGCAAGGAGCGUGGAGUGUGUAGGUACUAAACCAAGCAGUGCAACUUGUAAUUAAGCCUCUGCCAUGUUUACAUGUUUCUUAAUUCGUUGUCUUUUCAAUGACUGUAUUUUAAAAUUUGGUUUAUGUCUCUCUGAUUAAAAGGCCAUCCUGGGCUUUCAAAUGCUGUGCACAA